Acyrthosiphon pisum (pea aphid) is the source of this 3534-nucleotide messenger RNA. RefSeq names its product bifunctional lycopene cyclase/phytoene synthase. The transcript has 4 exons. Gene Ontology annotation, molecular function: squalene synthase [NAD(P)H] activity; intramolecular lyase activity; geranylgeranyl diphosphate synthase activity. Lineage: Eukaryota; Metazoa; Arthropoda; Insecta; Hemiptera; Aphididae. The record is from RefSeq and is a predicted model, not a curated record. Gene Ontology annotation, biological process: biosynthetic process. The coding region runs from base 773 to 2599 and encodes 608 amino acids.
GAUGUACAACAUACGUAAUCUUCGGCCAUUUUAAUUUUGGACGCGAACGUGCGAGCUUCCCGAGAGACGUUAAAAAAAAUGCCCAAAAUCGUGAUGUAUUAAAAUAUUUUAACGUCGUAGGCUCACAGGUGGAGUGGUAGUAGGUCGUCCCGUUCGCGUGCAAUUCGCACCACGCAGUGGUGACUUUAGGCAUGAGGAAGGGGCGGCCACCACCAUAACACACGAUGCCAUGCCGCCGCCACCGCCGCUGUGUAGGUAUCCGUCCGUACACUCUAAAAUAAAAACAAAUGUUGCGCGAUGUUGCACCACACCGACUUCAAUACACGCUGACAUCGUAUUCCAACAAAAAAUCCCACACCGACCACCAGAACUCGUUCGCGUCCAUCAAUACGGCGGUCCUGUACAGCGUGUGCGUCCUUUUGCGCGUCUUACAAACAUUGGAUAUCGUUACUAUAUAAUAAUUAUAUCGUGCACGAUAACGUCGAAACGAUAGCAUUAUCAUAUUAUAAUAACGAUCAUAGUAAUAUCAUCGUAAAUACGAGUGCUUUCGUACAACUUAAUCAUUCAAUAUAAUAUUAUAUACUAACACGACUGCGCUGUUUGUCAACAUAAUAUAUAAGGCACGUUACGCGCGCGUAAUAGAUAUUUUGUUGUAUAAAUGUAUUUUAUAGAGUGCGAAGCCUAUAAUAUGCAGUGAGUACGUUGCGAUGAUUACGUUUUACAAGACCCGAGACCCGAUAUUAUAUAGUUUCACCAAACACCUAUACUCAAAAUGUUGACUUACAUAGAUGUGCAUUUUAUUUACACACUACCGGUCGUCGCAGUAUUAGCGUUGAUAACAUGGCCGUUUAUAAGUCGCUUAGAACUGUUCAAAAUCGGAUUCGUCUGUACGAUGGCAUUUGUGUACACGACACCGUGGGACAACUAUAUAAUCUUCCACAACGCCUGGAUGUACAAGCCCAAAAACAUUUUAGCCGUCAUAGGAUAUGUGCCCGUCGAAGAGUACAUGUUUUUCGUCAUACAAACCCUUAUGACAUCACUGUGGGCCUUGGUUUUUACCAGGUGGUCUCCGGCUUGUUUUAAUUUCAAUUUCAAUAAGACAAGCUACACACUAAUCCGAUGGAUACCGAUAUUAGCCUUAGUUAUGACGACAAUUCAGGGCUACAACAUAGCUGUACCGGGUAAAAACACGUUCUAUUUGGGCUGCAUCAUGUGGUGGUCGUGCCCCGUCAUAAUGUUCCUAUGGUACGGUGCUGGUAAUUACUUUGUUAAAAAGUCAACCUCGUCAGCGAUCGCGGUUAUUGUUCCAACUUUGUACCUCUGUUGGGUCGAUCGCAUAGCGCUCAAAGACGACGUAUGGCACAUCAACGAAAAAACCUCGUUGAACAUAUUCGUCGUCGAUGAUUUACCGUUCGAGGAAUGUCUGUUCUUCCUGAUCACCAACGUGAUAAUCGUCUUGGGCGGCAUGGCUUUCGACAAGUCCUACGGACUUGCGGACACGUACACGUUCGAAUUUCCACUCCGUUACAGCUCAAGUUGGAAAUACUAUAGUCAGCAAAUGCAACAAUUCGUGAGGGCCGAAUGCGACAUGUCGCCGAGUCCAGUGAACGACAUCAGACAGUGUUUAAACGUACUAAAAAGGGCUUCAAAAUCGUUCAACGUAGCCAGUCUCGUUUUUCCAGCAGGAGUCCGUUUGCAUUUGAUCAUACUAUACGCAUUUUGUCGGGUGACGGACGACAUGAUCGACAGCGAGCCGAAAGUUGGCGUCAAGAAGCAGAAACUAAAGCUGAUUGAAACGUUCAUCGACGAACUGUUCGCGGAUAGAAGCGCGGACUACGACGUGAAGACGUCGAUGACUCCGCGGAAACCAGAGGUGAAAUGGGAACAGUACCGCCUAGAUCUGACCGACGAGGAGCUGUCGUGCUUCCGGGCCAUAUCGCGGAUAUCGUUUUACUUGCCUCGGAAACCGUUCUACGAGUUGCUCGACGGCUACCGGUGGGACGUGGACGGAAAAACGGUCCAGAACGAGACUGACCUGCUGUUAUACUCGAGUUACGUGGCUGGCAGCGUGGGAACGCUGUGCGUGUACGUGAUGGUAUAUAAAAGUGGUACACAGAUCGACGACGAUAAAAGGCACGAUUUCGUUAUCGGAAAAGCUCAACAGAUGGGACAGGUGCUGCAGAUCGUCAACAUCUCCCGGGACAUCGUUACCGACAGCGAGACGCUAGGCCGAUGCUACGUUCCCGCCGAGUACAUGGACAACGCGGCCGCAGUCGUAAACACCCUAUGCAGCGACAGGGACCCGUGGACCCUCGGCUCCGAGAAACUGAAAUCGUACGCCACGCGCAUGAUCAGGCUGGCCAACCGGUACCAGCUGGAGUCGCUGGAGGGUAUCCGGUACCUGCCGUACGAGGUGCGCGGGCCCGUGCUGGUGGCCACGGACAUCUACCGGGGUGUGGCCUGUGCGGUGGAGGCCAGCCCAACAUACCCGCGGAGGGCGUCGCUGGGCAAAUGGGACAAGAUCCUCGUAAGCAUCAAUUCACUGUACUUCAAGAGCCUGAAGUACUUUUUCCAAGCCGACCGCUGCAAGCACUGUUGACACGACACCGAUGAGCCACUGCGACAAUACAGCACUACCUCCAGCGCCGUGGCCUUCGAAUGCGCAUUUAUGAUGCAUUCCCCCGGUGUGCUGCAACAUAAUACCUAUAUUAUAUUUAAAUGACGUAACACUGGCAUUUGCUGGCUAAGUCUUACAAGUGCGUAACAUAGCGAAUUUUCGAUCAGCAAAUCACGUUUUGCUUAGUUAUAAUUUAAAAAUUAGAGUGAAUCAACCUAUUAUGAAACCUGAUGGAAUAAUACAAUUUUAUCUGUGUUUGUAUGUGGAUUUUUUACGAAUAUUUCAAUUUUUUAGCAAGUUUUGCGUAUAUAAUAUUAAGUAAAUUAAAAAUGCUCAUAAUUCACUCCAAAACUGAAUUAUCGUAAAAAAAACCAACAUACGAACAAACACGGAUAAUGUUUUAACCAUCAAGUUUCAUAAUAGGUCGAAUGUCGAUUCAUUCUAAUUUUUAAACGAACAAAGCUAAACAUGAUCUAUUCUGUGUGUAAAUUUGCUAUGUUACGCACUUGUAAGACAUGGACAACAAAUACCAGUGUAACGUCCUCUCAACCACCGCGCGAAUAUGAAAUAUACCUUUUACACUUACCUAUAUUUUUUUUCUUUUAUCUAAGGACCAUUUCCACUUCUAUUGUGUAUAACUUUACUAUUUUAAACUGCUAUAUAAUUAUUUUGAAUUUUUUAAUGAUUGGGACCAGAUAAUACACUUUUCUAAGACUGCAUGGCAUGGCAGACAUCGAAUAUCGAACCAAUGUAGUGUUUACACAAUAUACAUAAUUAACGAAACCGUUUAAAACUUAGAUGAGUGAUAUAACAAAGGGUGGUGCCCUGCAAGUGUUAUUGAUCACUACAUUGCUUGUCCAAAUUGUGUAUGACUUAUUUAUUUAUUAAAAAAAAAAAUAUUAGUUUAAUAUUUGUUA